Messenger RNA from Erpetoichthys calabaricus (reedfish), 2624 nucleotides. RefSeq lists its product as uncharacterized. The transcript has 3 exons. Gene Ontology annotation, biological process: canonical NF-kappaB signal transduction. Bases 246 to 944 code for a protein of 232 amino acids. The record is from RefSeq and is a predicted model, not a curated record. NCBI's taxonomy places the organism in Eukaryota, Metazoa, Chordata, Cladistia, Polypteriformes, Polypteridae.
UGCAGGGGGUGCCAUUGCCAUGCAAGAUUGCUGCAGAUGGGGAAGUUUGUGACGCUUGUCGAAAAGGGAAAUAAAAGCAGAUGUCGGCCAGCGUUGCGGUUAACGGGGCAGUCGGUGUGUCUAAAAAAAAAAAAUAAAAAGCAAAGAACCCCAACGUCCUUCCUCUUUCUGCUUCAGUGUGCUGAGCUGAACUGAGACGGGCGGGCAGCAAGGAGGAAGAAGAAGCAGCAGCAGGGAAGGACGCCAUGGAGGAGGCGUUCAUGCAGCUCUACGACCAGUACGUCCAGCUCCGGGCGCUGUGCCUGCGACAGGCCGAGUUGCUGAGUCGGAUCUCUGCCAGCCGGGACCUGCACAACGGGUUGCUCACUAAGGAUGCAGACAUGAAGACCCCGACUUCUCUGCCCGUCCAGUGCUCAGAUGUGGGCCACGGCUGCUCCAAGCGGGCUUUUCCCCAACCUGGAGCCCCACUUUCCAGAAGUCCCGCUCCUGGAUUUGUUGCCGCUGCCCCUCCCUACGCCCAACACCCCGCAGCCAUGGCAGAGUCAAGUACCCUGACCAAUGGUGUGAAAGCGCUGGAGAUACACCCACCAGAAAGAAAGGGACACCCCACCUCUGCAGGACCCUCCUGCCUGUGUGAGGGAAGCAGGACACAAGAGCCACUCGGCUGUCCUGGAGGUGGUGGCACAUGGCAGAGCGCUCCAGAAAAACCAAGUGAGGACCACCUGAUGCAAAGGGAGGCAGAGAAGACUCAGCACGGGUCUCCAAACCAGACUCACUGGACCCCCGGAUACCACCUGGACAGUGACCUCUUGAGCCGUGGAGGCCUCCUGCUGUCAGACAUCACCCUGAACUCUCAAGUCUGCGAGUUCUGCCAGGCUGUGUUCCCGAGUGACACGACAACGCGUGGAGAGUACCUGCGUCACAUCACGGCCCACAUCACUUAGGGGCUGCGGUGGGCUUGUGCUGGCGUCAGGGAGGCAGGCAGGCGGGUGGGUGUCUUCCAGGUCAGCAUUGGCUUGUUUAUAAGGGUUUUAGAAAGGGUGGGGGAGGGGCAAAAAUAUUCAUGCUGGAAGACCAACCCAUUGUGGGCGGGGUCUACUAAACACAGAGACUCUGUCCCGCACCGGACCACAACAGUCGGUCCUCAGCAAAUAACUGACCAAAGACUUGAGAAGCUCCAGCCCUGCUGGUGGCCUAUGGUCCAUGUAAACUUCAUGUAAGGGUCACUUGUAAGACGGUGAAAGAUCUAAACAUGGAGGACCUCAUGGACAUUGCUCUCCCAUCUGUCCUGGGAACAUGAAACAGAUUUUGGCUCCAGAUUUUAGGUCAAGCUGCGUAUGUUUUAAAUAUUUUAUUCUCAAGAGAAACAGGAAUGUGGAAUAAGUUACCAGGUAGCCUGGCCAAAAAUACGUGGACCCUCAUUGUGGUUGAUGGAUUUGGCUAUUUGAGCCUCACUUAAUGGCCCCUGAGAUUGAGCAGACAGCGCAGUAAUCUCCAUAGGCGAGCACUGUCAGCAGAACAGGGCCACUGAAGAGCUCCGUGACUUUCAAUGUGCCACCUUCACAAGAUGUCUCUGGUCCAACAAGGCCAACAGUCUAUCAGACGUCUGCCCUGGUCUUACUGGGAAGUGGUGGUCCGCACAAAAUCACAGAACGGGACCUCCAAGUGUUGAAUCUUUGAAUAAAUCGCCUGUCCUCGGGUUAUGAGUAUCGUUCCACGGCACAAGAACUGAUCAUCGGGAACUUUGUCAAGUAGGCUUGCAUGGCCAAGAAGAUGUAAACAAGACUUGGACCACCAUAUGCAAUGCCAAGUGUCUGCUGCAGAGUUGGAAAACACACUGCCAUUGGACCUUGGAGCAGUGGAAACACAGCGAGGACGGUAACAAAGUGUAUUGAGAGAGAUGGACCAGAAGAGUAGACGUCGUGAAAAAUGCACACGGAGAUCAAAGCCACAGGUCACUUUGGCCAAACCGAAAAACGAAACCCAGACGCCUGAGAAGAUGGAAAAGGAGGUCUUCAUUAGGAAGUUAGAUACGAAAUGGCAGCCAGAGCUGAGCUUCCUCUUAUCAUGUUAGUGAUGUCAGACCCCCCCACCAGCUCUGAAAAUCUCCCACAGCCCCCGGGGCUCACAAAAUGGUGGUGCCCAUAACAAAAGUAAAACUGAGUCUUCAUCGGCAAAACCCCAAUACAGACAACGUCCAGAUCAGAAGAAACCCUACAUGACGGCUGGGCAGCAGUGAGGGUGACUAACACAACACCAUCAGGUGGUCUGAUGGACAAAUUUAGAUUUGGGGAUGCCAGGAGAAGACUACCAGCCAGAGUGCACAGUGCCAGCUGUAAGGAUUAAUGGAGGAGGAGGAGGAAUAAGGGCCAGAGGCUGUUUGUGAAGGCUUCAGAGAGACCCCCUUAAUCCUACUGAAGGGCAACCUCAGAGCUACAGCAGACCAGGACAUUCUAGAGCCGUCGCUCUCAACCAUUCUGGUGCCAUCACACACUUUUUCCCCAUGUAAGUGUCUUUGAAACCCACCAAGAGAGAUGCCCCUCGAGUUCUAGGGAGGUUCCCCUCAGUGAAUUGAGUGUGAUCAUUCGGGCAGGGGUGGGGGGGUUUGUGGUCCACUUUAGUGC